UUUCAAUGUUUCAAUGUUAUUAAUCUGAAUCUCUUAUCAUCAUCAUCUCUCCAUUGCCACUUUUCCCUCUGUUUGUUUCUUUCUCUCUUUCCCUAUGUAAAUAUAAUUUAUUCUAAUCAAUGGAGAAUCUACUAAAUUGUUCAUCAUUCCACCAUCAACAAUUGUCCAUGAAAAGACGAGGAUAAAAAAGAUCGUAUCAACAAUCAACCAAGAAAAUUAUUCUAAACCUUUUUAUCAACAUUCAACCAAAAGCCUCGCCCUUUGUUAAUAGACAACAACAACAUGAUGGUGAACAUUUUCCUCUCAAUUAAUUGAUUUCUCUCUCCAUUGAUUUGUGAUUCUUAAUUAUUUCAUUUAACCAUCACCCUUGUUCCUUAAUUGAUGAAAAUGAUUCCUCCAAGUGAUCAAAAUUUCCUGUUUACAGUUACAAUAUUUACCAGUUUUAUUUGCUUCUCUCAAGGAGCAUCGAAUCCCAAAAUUAAGCCAUUCAGUUUUCCAAAAAGCACAAUCGCUGGAGAAACUGUUUCGGUCACUUGUGUACUGUCCACUAUCACGGCUCAAACGGACUUUAAAUGGCUCAAAGAUGGUGUUGAUUUAGCAAUUAUCUCGCAAAGAGAUAGACGAUAUCAACUAUUACCUGCUAAAGGUGCUUCAGUUUUGUUAAUUAAUUCAGUUAAUCUAGAAGAUUAUGGUAAUUACACUUGUAUUGUUAAUACUCCCUUCGGGUCGGAUAAAUUUACUGCUCCAUUGACCAUCUACACUCCACCCAAAUGGAUACUUGAAUUGUUUGACCUCUCGAUGAAACAAGGAGAGGUUAAAAUACUUGAUUGUAUGGCAACUGGUAAUCCAAUGCCAACAAUUACCUGGUUAAUCAGUGAGUCAUCUCAAGAUGAAAAUAAUUUCGCACAAAUUAACAGUAAUUCAAUGGUGAAAGGAAUGACCAGUUUAGCCAAUGGAUCUCUGCUCAUUGAUAGUGAAAAAUUAAAUUUUAAAGACAAAUCAGCUUACCUUCAAUGCUCAGCUGAUAAUAAGAUUGGUGACCCAUUAAAGAAAACAAUUAAGCUCAAUUUAAUCGUGCCUGCUCGCUUUAUCGGUAAUAACAGUAAAUUCUUGACCCAAGAAGUGAUGAAAGGAACCAGUGCUAAUCUCCAAUGUCCAGCGAUCGGUGAUCAACCAUUAACAGUUCAAUGGUUACGAGAUAAACAACCGUUAAAUUUAAAAUACAAUAGUAAAUAUGAUUACUAUGAGACGAAAACUGGUAAAGGAUUAAACUCCGAGAUAUUAAUUCGUAUCACUAGUCGGUCAGAUGGAGGUGUUUACACUUGUACUGCCAAAAACGAUCAUGGUUCCGAUGAGAUUAACAUUAAAUUGUUAAUUCAAGAAGCACCUGAAUCACCAUCCAAUUUAAGGGUAGCCGAAUCAUGGUCAAGAAGUGCAACAAUCAUGUGGUCACAACCUUAUUCUGGUAAUUCACCAUUAACCUUUUACACUUUACUCUAUUGGAAAGGGGAAAAAGGUUCAGGAAUUAAUAAUAAAUUAAAUGAGAUACAAUUAGAUCCUGGAAAAACGUCACAUACACUCAAAGAUUUAAGUCCAGGUACAUUGUAUUAUGUUUCCGUGAUGGCGGUAAAUAGUAUCGGCUCAGGUCAACCCUCGAUCCAUAAAUUCACCACAAGUGAAGAACUUCCAAGUGCUUCUCCAGUUGAUGUCAGUGUAAAACCUUUGGGAUCAAGUGUAAUCCAAGUCUCGUGGAAGGCUCCUCCACGGCAACAUUGGAAUGGUAAUUUAACCGGUUAUUAUAUUCACUAUAAACCAUCAGGAAAUAAUCAAGAUUAUAUCAAAACGGUAUCAGCUAAUUAUCCCAAUGAUUUAGGAAAUGGUUACCAAUUUAGUUUAACGGGUCUACUAAGGUCAACCUAUUAUACGAUCUCGGUGAAAGUUUUUAAUACCAUUGGUCAAGGACCUUCAUCUCAGGAGUUAAUUGUUUCGACUCUUGAAGGUGAUGCUCCAAGUUUACCACGAAUUAAAUCUCAUCAUAUUUACUCAAAUUCAAUUAAAUUAACUUGGGAUCCAUUGAUUGAUGAAAUAUCAAUUUAUACAAUUUAUCUUAAACGAAAGGGAAACUCUUAUUAUGACAAUAUAAUUCCAAUAAGUCAUUUUCGGACAAUUUAUACUCUACAUGGGUUAGAGAAAAAUGUGGACUAUGUAAUCGCAAUUUCAGCGACCAAUUUAUACGGAGAAAGUGAAUUAAGUAAACCAUUAGAGAUUCGAAUUUCAUCAAGUCCAUUUGGUUUAUCAUUCCUAUUCUCUCAGCGUAAUUUAGUGUUGUUAAUUGUUUUCUCAAUUUGUUUAUUGGCCGUUAUAAUAUCCAUCAUUGCUUCCGUUAUCUAUGUAAAGAAAUAUAAGAAAAGUCAACAAGAGGCUAUAAGACGACUUUCCAAUUUAUCAACAAUGACAAAGAAUACUCCAAAAUAUAGUGAUAAAUGUGGUACAACUCGAUCAACGGCAACUUAUGCAACUAUCGGUCCACCAACUGGACAUGUCACCAUACGAUCAGCUGGAUCAAAUUCACAAUCAUCAUCAGGAGGAUAUGAAAGGAACAUUUCUGAUUUAGAAGAUUCAAGAAAUUAUCAAAGUUCUGGUCGACAUGCAAGAAAAAUGUCCCGACAUUCAAUUGGAUCCAUGAAAGAGAAAAAUUUCGAAGAGCUUAUAUACGAUGAUGCACCGAUUGGUUAAUUCACUUCAACUGGUUAAUAAGAUGAUCAACAAUUUUCCUUUUCUUCUUUUUCCAUGAAGUGUUUUGAUUUAAAUUUUCACCUCCAUUCUCUCAUUGGCUCAAUUAAACCAGAACUUUUUUUCUCUCUCUCGGGAAACUCUCCAAUGUCCAGGUUGUAAUCGUUUGGUUUACCAUAAAGAAGAGAAAGAGAUUUUCUUUCAACGGUCACCAUCAUGUUUGUAAGACUUUUAUGUUAUCAAUAAUUAGGUGUUAGAACUGAAAAGUGUCUGCUCAAUAAUUGUGGAGAUUGUUUAACCACUGGAAUAAAAUUCACGAUUCAAUUUCUUGAAUAAAAACACCAUAACAAUGGGAUUAUAUUA
Panonychus citri (citrus red mite) is the source of this 3096-nucleotide messenger RNA. Its product is annotated as cell adhesion molecule Dscam2-like. Gene Ontology annotation, cellular component: plasma membrane; axon. The record is from RefSeq and is a predicted model, not a curated record. Gene Ontology annotation, biological process: cell-cell adhesion; axon guidance. Gene Ontology annotation, molecular function: protein binding. NCBI's taxonomy places the organism in Eukaryota, Metazoa, Arthropoda, Arachnida, Trombidiformes, Tetranychidae.